AUGGAAAGGGACAAUGACAGCUAUCAACAGGCAUUCAUCCUGGUAGGCUUUUCUGAUCGGCCUGAAUUGGAGAUAAUUCUCUUUGCUUUUAUCUUGGUCUUCUACAUCUUGACCCUGGUGGGCAACACUGCCAUCAUACUCUUGUCCAUCGUAGACUCCAGGCUCCACACACCCAUGUACUUCUUUCUUGGGAACUUGUCUUUCUUGGACCUGUGUUUCACAACAAGCAUUGUUCCUCAGCUUCUAUGGAAUCUUUGGGGUCCAGAGAAGACCAUCACCUACCAUGGCUGUGUGGCCCAACUAUAUAUCUACAUGGUACUGGGCUCCACUGAGUGUGUUCUCCUGGCUGUCAUGUCCUAUGACCGCUAUGUGGCUGUCUGCCGACCCCUACACUACACUGUGGUCAUGCACUCACGUCUCUGCCUGCAGUUGGUGACCAUGGCCUGGUGCUGUGGCUUUCUGAAUUCAUUUGUUAUGUGUCCCCAGACAAUGCAGCUUUCCCGAUGUGGGCACCACAAGGUGGACCACUUUCUGUGUGAGAUGCCUGCUCUUAUUGCCAUGUCCUGUGAAGAUACCACGCUGGUAGAAGCAUUUGCAUUUAUCCUGGGGGUUGCUCUUCUCCUGGUGCCUCUUUCCUUGAUCCUUAUAUCAUACGGCAUGAUUGCUGCUGCUGUGCUGAGGAUCAAGUCAUCAGAAGGGCGCAAGAAAGCUUUCAACACAUGCUCUUCUCACCUAACAGUGGUCAUCCUCUUCUAUGGAACCAUCAUCUACAUGUACCUGCAGCCGGCCAACAGCUACUCCCAAGAUCAGGGCAAGUUCCUCACUCUCUUCUACACCAUUGUCACUCCCAGUGUCAACCCCCUCAUCUAUACUCUGAGGAACAAAGAUGUGAAAGGGGCAAUGAGAAAACUCCUGGGGUGGGAGUAG
Molecule: messenger RNA, 927 nt
Organism: Sus scrofa (pig)
Lineage: Eukaryota; Metazoa; Chordata; Mammalia; Artiodactyla; Suidae
Source: RefSeq, a predicted model, not a curated record